AUGACCUCGCACGCAUCCGCAAUAAUCAGCGGCGUUCGAGGCGACGGCGACAAGAAGCAAGAACAGCAAAGCCAGAUGACAAUCGCGCGCCUGCAAGCCGAGAAUGAUGCCCUGAAACGGGUCUUCGGUCAUUUGCAUAUCACCCUGACAAGUCCGAGUCCGCCCCUGCCGACUUCCCUAGAUCAUCAGUUGCGAGAUUCAGGAAGCAGCCCCUACCCCAGGGUAGCAUGGGACACGCAACACAUACUAUGGCCGUCACCGAUUCCCAUUAACGCACCAUUCCAUAGCAUCGAAGGUCCUCUACCAGCCGUGUAUGACUUGGAUUUCCCCGAACUCAACACUGCUGACACCUUGCCACCACCACCCGCUCAGCCUCGCAGCGAUGUGCAGGUGCAUCCCAGACUUUCGGCGGACUCAACCUGCUGCGUCAGCGGCAGUCCGGAUCCCGCCUGGGCUGGGAUCGUGGACCCGGCCGAGGAGAGCACGACCCUCUGCUCUCUCGCGUAUCAAUGGGUGCUUCAAUGCAACAAGCGGGGCAUCGAUCUGCAUAUCAUUUCCAUGUGGAUGCAACCGGGAUUUCAGACGGGGAGCGACCCGCUCGAAGGAUGCAGGGUUGACAACCAGGUACUUUUGUCUGUAUUGACACAGGUAUCUUGA
Penicillium canariense is the source of this 657-nucleotide messenger RNA. RefSeq lists its product as uncharacterized. Lineage: Eukaryota; Fungi; Ascomycota; Eurotiomycetes; Eurotiales; Aspergillaceae. The transcript has 3 exons. The record is from RefSeq and is a predicted model, not a curated record. Bases 1 to 657 code for a protein of 218 amino acids.